CUGUUUACUUCCGCUCCUUUCCGUCAUAGCAACAUGAAAGAGAAACCACGAGAAAGUAUUUCUUAAUUUGUUGGGUGUAGGCUAUUGGCUUUUAUUACAUUACAAUAUGAUGUCGAUGGAAUCUGACAUUACGGAUGGAAUCUGCGACCAUCAAGAGUUGUUUGAAGAUGUGAAAGUGCAGAAGCCAAAAUAUGAAGCUCAGUUUUAUGUUUCUUAUGAAAUAGUCAUUGAGACAGAGAGCCUUUGUUUCAGUCUCAAAAGGAGUUCAGUGCGUCGUCGGUAUUCCGAAUUCUUGGCGUUGCAGAAAAUACUCAUAAAGGAAUUUCCUGCCUUAAAAUGUCCACCAAUGCCUUCAAAGUUUCCUUUCAAAAAUCAUCUUGAUCCAAAUUUUGUUGAAAAAAGAAGAGAGGAUCUUGAAGUAUUCCUUAAAAAAUUGCUGGCGAAGAAAGUUUAUCUGUCAAGCAAAGCUCUACAUUUAUUUUUGCAGACAAAUGUGACAAUAAGUGAAAUAAAAGAAAUUAUUACUGGGAAAAAAGUGCGUGAAAUUGUCAAGGAUGUUGAUGAUAUUCAAAGCAACAGGACGAUAACUGACCGACUCAGAGAUAUGGCAAGUACAUCAAGUGUUUCUUCCUUUGAUGACAAUGCUGAAGGUGCUGGAGUUGAUGGGAAAACUGUACAAAGAGACACAGAAGCUGCAAAUGAGAAUUGUGAUCAAAUAUCUGUUGACUUUUCUAAUAGUUGUAAUGUGGAUUCACCUAGAACUAAACGAGUAAGCUUUUGUGAACAAGUGACUGUGGCUCAGAUCCAUGUUGAAUGAAGAAAAAUUCUGAAAUAGUUAAAAAUGCAUAU
Messenger RNA from Uloborus diversus, 849 nucleotides. RefSeq names its product sorting nexin-10-like. Gene Ontology annotation, molecular function: phosphatidylinositol binding. The transcript has 7 exons. The coding region runs from base 107 to 817 and encodes 236 amino acids. NCBI's taxonomy places the organism in Eukaryota, Metazoa, Arthropoda, Arachnida, Araneae, Uloboridae. The record is from RefSeq and is a predicted model, not a curated record. Gene Ontology annotation, biological process: intracellular protein transport.